UUUGUUAAACAAAGAAAUCAAAAAUAUUAAGAAAAUAAUUAACAAGAGAUCUAAAAUUCAAAAAGACAUUUUAUUGUUAAUUCUAAAAUCUUGCACAUAAAUAUGAAUAAAAAAUUAUUUGUAGUUCUUAUUACCUUAGCAGUUGUUUUCGCAACAAGAAGAGAAACAAAUGUUGCUUUGGCUGAAAUGAGAAGAUCUGCAUUUGGAGCUACUAUACUCAGUACAAUAUAAUUAAAUUUAGCAGCUAUGUAUGAUGUAAGCCCUAUAACUACUCUAGUUGAUUAAAUUUUGCAAUCCUUAUAAGAAUCUUAAGCUGCUGCUGAUUAUAGGAAUUCUACUAACUAGGUAAGAUGUGAUUAAAAUAUUGAAUAAUUUAGUCGCUAAAUUAAAGAUACCUAAAACACUAUCUCAAGUCUAUAAUCUCAAAUCAAUUCAAACUAAGAUAGUUUACAGAGAGAUAAUUAUGCUCUUUAACAAGCAAGUGAAGACUAUGAUAAUACUGAUAUUAGCAUUGAUAAAGGUACAGUAGAUAGAGAAGAUGCUCAUGAAAGAUGGGAGUAGUCUGAUAAGGAAAUAACAGAAGCUUUAAACGCUUUAGAUGAAGCUACUAAAUUAAUUUAACAUAUGGUUCAUGGUGUUUCUUUUGCCCAAAUUAAAUCUAGAUAUGAUAAAGUCCUGGAAAAGCUAACCACAAAUAAAUCUAAACAUUCUACUCUAUUCAAACCUUUAAUUAUAGCUUUGUCAUAGCUUUCAAGCUAAUUAAAUAACGAUUCAAUUUAGAAAAUACUUAAUUUACUUUAAAAUUUGAGGUAAGCAUUAACAGAUGCUUAAGAUGAAGGACGUGUUGCUGAAGAAACAGCCUAAAAUUUAUGGUAAAAGUUGCUUGAAUAGCUUUAAAUUAAUAAAUAGAAAUAUGAUGAUGAAAAAUAAAGAUUAACAGAUUAAAUUAUUUCUAUUAGUGCAUUGCUAAACCAGUAAAAAAAUUCACUAGAAAAUAACAAUAAUUCCCUUGAAAAUUUCAUCAUUUAGCUUUAAGAUGAAUAGACUCUUUGCUAAAAAUAAUCACUGGAUUAUGAGGAUGAAACUAAAGAAAAUUAAAAAGAAUCAGCUAUUUUAAUGGAGCUUAAAGAACAUUUAAACGAAAAAUUCUCUUAAGUAGUUGAAUUUAUUUAAUGA
This is a messenger RNA of Tetrahymena thermophila SB210, 1176 nucleotides long. RefSeq names its product trichocyst matrix protein T4-B, putative. The transcript is spliced from 4 exons. NCBI's taxonomy places the organism in Eukaryota, Ciliophora, Oligohymenophorea, Hymenostomatida, Tetrahymenidae. The record is from RefSeq and is a predicted model, not a curated record.